Molecule: messenger RNA, 2773 nt
Organism: Apodemus sylvaticus (European woodmouse)
Lineage: Eukaryota; Metazoa; Chordata; Mammalia; Rodentia; Muridae
Gene: Mfsd11
Product: major facilitator superfamily domain containing 11
Exons: 14
Coding region: 421-1767 (448 amino acids)
Source: RefSeq, a predicted model, not a curated record
AGACAGUUAGAAAGCCCGCCAAAUGCUCUCCCGUGGGCGAGGCCCGCGAGGGCGGGGGGGAGGGGGAAGAACUAAAUUCUAUGGAGGGAGCGAGAGAAAGCGCUCUUCACCAGGGCUCCGCCCUCCUCCCCACGCCAAUACCCGGGCUUCACGCGCCGUUCCGCGCAGCCUUCAGCCCCGCCUGUCAGAGAAGGCUCUUGUGCUCCCUCUUGCCUGUGUCCCGGGCCACCUCACGUUCCCCUCUCCCGCCGCUUCCGACUUAGGCUCGCUGGGUUGGGCUAUCUUGGUUUCACUUCUCGGGGCCUUUCUUCUCCCCGAGGCUACGGAUAGUGUAAACCUAAGGACUGUCAAGGGGUUCGACUGGAGGAGAAGAGGUGACUGUCCUGGGCCGUUACUGGCCUCCGAGCAAGCGGAGCCAAAAUGUCCCCGGAAUCUAAAAAGCUUUUCAACAUCGUUAUUUUAGGAGUUGCCUUUAUGUUUAUGUUCACCGCCUUUCAGACUUGUGGAAAUGUGGCGCAAACUGUCAUCAGGAGCUUAAAUAGCACAGAUUUUCAUGGCAGUGGAUAUACCAGCUUGGCAAUUAUUUAUGGCGUGUUCUCUGCUUCAAAUUUGAUCACACCGUCCGUGGUCGCCAUUGUCGGACCUCAGAUCUCUAUGUUUGUCAGUGGUUUGUUUUACAGCAUGUACAUUGCCGUUUUUAUCCAACCUUUCCCAUGGUCCUUCUACACAGCAUCUGUCUUCAUCGGAAUUGCUGCUGCUGUCCUUUGGACAGCCCAAGGAAAUUGCCUGACGAUAAAUUCUGAUGAGCACACAAUCGGGAGAAACAGCGGAAUUUUCUGGGCACUCUUACAGUCUAGCUUGUUCUUUGGAAAUCUCUACAUAUAUUUUGCCUGGCAAGGGAAAACCCAGAUUUCAGAGAACGACCGAAGGACAGUGUUCAUUGCUCUGACAGUGAUUAGCCUCGUGGGGACCGUUCUGUUCUUCCUCAUUCGGAAACCAGAUCCUGAGAAUCUUGGAGAAGAAGAGUCCUGCGAUGACCAGGACAUGGAAGCCAUCGAGUCUGCCCAGAACAAUGUGACAAAAGCAGUCGAUGCAUUUAAAAAGUCUCUGAAGUUGUGCGUCACCAAGGAGAUGCUCCUCCUGAGUGUUACGACCGCCUACACAGGUCUGGAGCUGACCUUCUUCUCUGGGGUGUACGGAACCUGUAUUGGGGCCGUAAACAAAUUUGGGACAGAAGAGAAAAGCCUCAUUGGACUUUCUGGAAUUUUCAUCGGCAUUGGAGAGAUCUUAGGUGGAAGUCUCUUCGGCCUGCUGAGCAAGAAUAAUCGCUUCGGCCGGAACCCGGUGGUGCUGCUGGGCGCCCUGGUGCACUUCGUAGCCUUCUACCUCAUCUUUCUCAACAUGCCCGGAGACGCGCCCAUCGCCCCCGUGGAAGGGACCAACAGCAGUGCGUACAUCAGGCCCAGCAAAGAAGUUGCCAUUCUGUGCAGUUUUCUGCUGGGUCUGGGGGACAGCUGCUUCAACACCCAACUGCUUAGCAUCCUGGGUUUCCUCUACUCGGAAGACAGCGCGCCGGCCUUCGCAGUCUUCAAAUUUGUUCAGUCGAUCUGCGCAGCCGUGGCUUUUUUCUACAGCAACUACCUCCUCCUUCACUGGCAACUCCUGGUCAUGGUGAUAUUUGGGUUUUUUGGAACCAUUUCUUUCUUCACUGUGGAGUGGGACGCUGCUGCCAUCGUGGCCCGCGGCUCAGACUACCGAAGCAUUUGAGGAGAGGAAGCGUCUCCAGGAAACACAGCUGGUCACAUGACACAGCUACCUCCUGUCAGAAGGACGAUGCUGAGUGGAUAGUGAGAACCAAGACUGUUAAAUCAGGCGGGUCUGUAGUCGAGUUUACAGAUCCUAGCGGCUCCUGCUAGCGGAGGGAGGGAACCGCUCUGUCUGUUACAGCUGUUCUGAGAUGUUCACCCAUCCCCUCCCUCAGUUCCUCAGAAUGGCGGCUCUUCUGUGGAGAGAUCCGCGCCUGGCUCGCCACGUGUCCCAGAAUUCUUGCUGGCUGUGGAGUAUGUCUCACUCUUUCAACAUAGGAAGCAGAUGCCACAGGGUGCGUGGAUCUGGGAACGACUUUCCGAUACACAGCAAGGAUGCUGACACACAGUUGUCUGAGACAGGAUCUCACUGCAUCGUAGCCCAGGCUGGUCUUGGACUUGCAGUUCCCUCCCCAACCCCCCACUGCGCCUCCAGUGUUGGGGUUAUCCUAGGUGCCCAACACAGGGUUUAAAAUGCUCCAGUCUUUUUUGAGUUAGGAUCUUGAUAUGAAGCCUUGGCUGGCCUGGACUUUGUACACCAGGCAGUGUUCCUGCCUUUGUCUCCAGAAUGCUGGGGUGGUGAGAAUGUGCUGCCACACUGCUUGGCCUGAGACCUCAACUUCUUUAAAUGCUUUGUUGAACAAGUCUUACCUUGUCACUCCUAGCAGGUUAUGUGUCAUGAGGUAAAGACUGUAUCAUUUGUCAGUUAAUAAAAGCAUAUUUAGAGAAAGAAAGAGUAUUUACUGGGGGAGGACUUCUAUUGUGGUGGUCCUGACCUGUUAUGAUAAAGCAAACUCCAUCCUCUAGUGGGCUCUAUGCAGCCAUCCUCUCUGAGAGAAUGCUUAAGUACUGCAGACUGUCUCCCAUAAGAACUGACGCUUUCACGAUUGAGAUAUUAAAUGAAUUAAGCAUCAAGAUAGGCCUAUGUACUACAGAUUGGCCUCCAACUCACACUCUUCCAAGCCACA